Molecule: messenger RNA, 690 nt
Organism: Zerene cesonia (dogface butterfly)
Lineage: Eukaryota; Metazoa; Arthropoda; Insecta; Lepidoptera; Pieridae
Product: chorion class B protein PC10-like
Exons: 2
Coding region: 1-690 (229 amino acids)
Biological process (GO): chorion-containing eggshell formation; multicellular organism development
Cellular component (GO): egg chorion
Molecular function (GO): structural constituent of egg chorion
Source: RefSeq, a predicted model, not a curated record
AUGUCCUUCAAAAUCGUUCUUUUGUGCGCUCAAGCGUUGCUCAUCCAGGCUAUCUCCAGCCAGCAAUGUAUGGGAUCAUACAACGCUUACGCUGAGGGUUACGGCUGGCCAGCACCUUGCGAAAGUUGGAACGCACCAUGGGCUGAGAUGAGCCUGCCAUGCGGUGAGUGGGGAGCAGCUGGUGCCCGCAUGCGUGCCGCUGAGGCCUCUUGGGAAAACGCUGCCCUCGCUGAAGCCAGAUACGGUUACGGCUAUGCCCCAGCUAACAUGGCAGCCUCAAACGGUGGAGGCCUCGCCGUCACCAGCGCUUCCCCAAUCGCGCCCAACGGUGUCUCCCUGCUUUCUGAGAACGCGUUCGAAGGUCCCCUCGCAGUUGCCGGUGAGAUCCCGUUCUUGGGAACCGUUGGAUUGGAAGGUGCUCUGCCAACUGCUGGUGCUGGUGGCGUUGCUUACAACUGCGGAAACGGCAAUGUUGGUAUCCUGAGCGAGGACUUGGCUGGUGCGGCUUACCCUGGUGCUUACGCUGGCGCGUACGGUGCCUACGGUGCUGGUGCUUAUGGUGCUCCCUUCGCUGGUCCCCUCGCUGGUCCCCUCGCUGGUCCCCUCGCUGGUCCCCUCGCUGGUGCCGCCCUCUCCUCCGCCUAUGGUUUCAAUGGCAUUAACCGUGGAUGCGGUUGCGGCAGAAUCUAA